Osmia lignaria (orchard mason bee) is the source of this 5790-nucleotide messenger RNA. Lineage: Eukaryota; Metazoa; Arthropoda; Insecta; Hymenoptera; Megachilidae. The record is from RefSeq and is a predicted model, not a curated record.
AUGAGAAAAUUGAACGAAUUCAAUUGAUAUCAGCAGCGACCAGGGGGUAAAUGUAACGAUGUAAACCGACUUUAUCGACGGUACGUACAAUGUGGUACAAUGUAAUGGAAUUAGGAUACGUCAUAGAACGAAGAGGAGAUGCGAGGCUCGCGAACGAAAGGCAAAACCUGAUUCAGUAGCGGCGUGGGCUUUGCGCCAAACAUACGCAACUUGGGUUUGUUGAUGGCCGUUUAAUUACUAUAAGGAAGUAACUUUAAUGCAUAAAGUGUGAUAUUCUAUUGUAGAGCGGGAAACGAACAGUACUAAAGAAAGAGGGUGCUGCGACCGAUAUACGUCUUACUUUCAUCCAUGAAACGGUUCCGUGUCAGAAGAGAAGAACAGUAUGUAUCCCGGAAUUUUAAGAUUGGAUUAAAUCUGUCAUAUUUCUCUAAUUAGAGAUUGCUCAAUUUUACGGCAAUUAUUAAUCCACUCGUAAGAAGACUCUUUGAUGAAGAGAUAAGCUACCUCAAAGCUAAACCACCUUGUGUGCGUCUGUAUAUAUUAUAUACAUAUCUUUCUGAGACAUACAUACAUACAUAUAUAUAUGUAUGUAUGUAUGUAUGUAUGUAUUUGCGAACAAAGUAUCAUUAAGGGGCUAGUUAAUGUACCGCAAUCGGGAUCGGAAUUGCAAUCGCAUCGUAGAAGAUGGACUCGAGCAGUGUCAAGUCGAAACCGAAUCCACGAGAAAAGGCCAAUUUAAUAUCGGUAUUGUUUUGGUGGUGGACAAUAGAUUUAUUCAAGACAGGAUACAAGAAGAUUUUGCAAACAGACGAUUUGUAUAAUCCUUUAAAGACCGACAGAUCUCACGUGCUCGGUGACAAACUAGAAAAACGAUGGAACAACGAGUUGGAAAAUUCGAGAAGGCACAAACGACAGCCCAGUUUAUUGAGAGCUAUUUUUCGCACUUUUAUAUGGGAAUACGCUGCGCUUGGUUUAAUGCAAAUACUCAACGAAUUCAUAAUAAGAUUAGGAACACCUAUACUGCUCGGAGGAUUGUUACGUUACUUCAAAAAGAGCUCGGACGAAAGUUACGAGACUGCACUUUUAUAUGCGGCUGGUAUUUGUUUAGCAACAGCAGUGAACGUCGUUACACUUAAUCAGACAGUUUUUGGCGCGUUCCACGUCGGUGCGAGAAUUAGAGUCGCCGCUUGUUCCGUUGUUUAUCGGAAGGCGUUGCGGCUUAGUAAAACAGCUUUAGGCGAAACGGCACCGGGCAAGAUAGUUAAUUUGUUGGCUAACGACGUGAACAGAUUUGAUCUUGUUUCCAUCUUUAUUCAUCAUAUGUGGUCCGCCCCGCUCUCUGCGCUGAUUAUAGCAUAUUUUUUGUAUACCGAAGCAGGAUAUGCCGGGCUGAUCGGUAUUGCCGCGGUCUUCGUUGUCGUGCCGAUUCAAUCGUACACGGGAAAACUAUCGUCCAAGUUUAGAUUGCAAACUGCUAUAAAAACCGACGAAAGAGUCCGUCUGAUGGACGAGAUCAUAUCAGGUGUGCAAGUAAUAAAGAUGUACGCGUGGGAGAAACCGUUUUGCGCUCUGAUCGAGACUGCACGGAAAUUAGAAUUGAAAGUAGUUUCAAAGAGUGCCUACAUAAGAGGCAUUUAUAUGACGUUUAAUUUGUUCACUACCAGAAUGGCUCUUUACUGUACGCUUAUCAGUAUGCUACUGUUUGGAAACGAACUAACGGCUGAUAAGGUUUUCGUUUUCUCUUCGUAUUUCAACAUAUUGGCGCACACCAUGUCCGGAAUGUUUGUACGCGGUUUUGCAGAAAUAGCCGAAUGUAUGGUAGCCGUAAGAAGAUUGCAACAUUUUCUCAUGUACGAGGAGUUUCGCGAAAAUAACUUUGCUCUCAACAAAUUUGCGGCCAGCAUUAAUGGUAGCAUUAACAAUGAUUCGAAACAAGCUUCUAACAAAACAUCCAAGCCUGAUAUACCAUAUGCAGACGAAGAUACGAACGAGUAUGAAAGUCUCGAUGAUUCCAUAGAAAAGAGAAAGCACAAUGGUCUGGUAGUUGUUGCUAAUGAUUUGUUACAGAAGACGGCUAAUCUUAUGGGAGAGAAGAAACGUUCUUCUGCUUCUAUAUUGAACAACGAAGAGACGUAUGCAGUGAAAAUGGUCAACCUCAGAGCCAAGUGGGAACCAGGUCAGUCGGAGAAUACGCUUGAAAAUAUAAAUCUGGAGAUUGAAAAAGGAAAAAUGUAUGCAGUGAUUGGUAUGGUUGGAGCUGGAAAGAGUUCUUUUCUCUCCGCUAUUCUUGGUGAAAUAGAUAUAGUAGAAGGUCAUGUUAAAGUAAACGGAAGCCUAAGCUACGCAGGACAGGAAGCAUGGGUUUUUGGCUCCACUGUUAGACAGAAUAUACUAUUUGGUCAACCGUACGAUCGUCAUAGAUAUCAGAAGGUUGUUAAAGCGUGUUCUUUGCUUCGAGACUUUAAACAAUUCCCUCAGGGUGAUCAAACAAUCGUUGGAGAAAGAGGAAGUUCUUUGUCCGGAGGACAGAAAGCUAGGAUCAAUUUAGCUAGGUCUCUUUAUAGACAAGCAGACAUUUAUUUAUUGGACGAUCCUCUAAGCGCUGUGGAUACACACGUUAGCAAGCAUUUAUUUGAAGAAUGUAUGCAACGAUAUUUAGCUGGAAAAACUAGGAUCCUGGCUACUCAUCAAUUACAAUAUAUAAAAAACGUAGAUUCUAUUAUUUUAAUCGAGCAAGGGAAAGCUACAGUUUUUUCAUACUAUCAAGACUUGUUGAAUCAACGACCAGAGUAUGCUGAACUGUUAGCGGCUGAGAACGUAACUAACGAUGAUUCUUCUUUGGAAAAGAGUGUCAUGCGAAGACAAUUUUCAUCGUCAAGCACCAGAAGUCGAACACCGGAUGCCAGUAGCGGAGGAACAGACGACGAAGAGGAAAACGAUGACGCUGAAAACUUUAACGACGGUUUAGAAGGAACUUCCCGCGGAACAGUCAAGGGACCAAUAUUUAUUAAAUAUUUCCAAACUGGUGCUAAUUUAUGUCUCGCAGUAACGCUUUUAUUACUCUUUAUAUUAACACAAUUCAUCGCUAGUCUCAACGAUUACUUUGUUCCUAUAUUAGUAAGCGAAGAAGAAACACGGAGUUAUUUACUUAAACAGACUGCCUUGAAUGCUACCAACGACACAGUUAUAGAAAAGUUGGAUACUUUUCAUAUUUCUACCGUCUACAGUUACAUGUACAUUUACACAGCCAUAGUUAUUGGUCUGUUUUGCAUUGGCAUUACAAGGUCGCUAGCGUUUUACAAGGUGUGCAUAUUAUGCAGUCAAAGAUUACACGACAUGGCCUUUAAUGCACUCAUUAGAACAGGCAUGAGGUUUUUCGAUACAAAUCCGAGCGGUCGUAUCCUUAAUAGAUUUUCCAAAGAUAUGGGAACCAUCGACGAAUUAUUACCAAAGGCUGUACUGGACGCUGGUCAAAUAUGUAUGAUGAUGUUUGGUUCAUUAAUAGUAUCGUGCAUCGUUAAUCCACUUUUCUUAAUUCCAAUUCUAUUCUUGGGUGCUGUGUUCUACUGGAUACGAAAAGUAUACUUAAAAACCAGCAAAAAUAUCAAGCGUUUGGAAGGAAUGACUCGCUCUCCCGUCUUCACUCACUUAAACGCUACUCUAAAUGGAUUAACUACUAUCAGAGCUUAUGGCGCACAGAAUAUUUUAAAGAAGGAAUUUGAUAAAUUGCAAGAUGUUCAUACUUCGACCGUUUAUAUGUACGUAGUAUCGAGUAGCGGCUUUGGAUUCUCAUUGGACAUCUUCUGUUUUGUUUUCACAUCAUUGGUUACGUUCAGUUUCCUUUUAUUGGAACAAUCAUUCUCUGGUGGUGAAGUAGGUCUGGCCAUUACCCAAGUAAUGGCCAUGACUGGAAUGAUUCAGUGGGGUAUGCGACAGAACGCCGAGGCUGCAAAUCAGAUGAUGGCUGUGGAACGUGUACUAGAAUAUACAAACAUUCCAGCAGAACCGAAUUUACGCGAUAGAGGGAAAUUUGCAAAGAAAACUGAUAAGCAGGCUGCGCUUCCAGCUAAUGCUCCCAAGAACUGGCCUACCGAUGGAAUGAUCAGAUUCAGGAAUGUUUAUAUGCGAUACGCUGAAGAGGAUCCUCCGGUAUUGAAGGGAUUAAAUCUUGUCAUUAAUCCUGGUGAAAAGGUAGGAAUUGUUGGAAGAACAGGUGCUGGAAAAUCCUCCUUGAUUUCAGCAUUGUUCAGAUUGGCAAAGAUCGAAGGAGCGAUAGAAAUUGAUGGUAUAGACACGGCGAGUUUUUGUCUAGAAGAUUUGAGACGCAACAUAUCGAUCAUUCCUCAAGAUCCAGUUCUUUUCUCGGGUACUUUGAGACGUAAUUUAGAUCCUUUCAAUGAAUUCUCUGAUACAGCUUUGUGGGAGGUGAUCGAAGAGGUGGAAUUAAAAGAUGCUGUUCUGACUAUCGGUACUGGCUUAGAAAGCCGUGUAUUAGAUAGGGGUAGCAAUUACAGUGUUGGCCAAAGACAAUUGGUCUGUUUGGCAAGAGCUAUCUUAAGAAAUAAUAAAAUACUGAUGCUCGACGAGGCAACAGCUAACGUGGACCCGCAAACGGAUGCUUUAAUUCAGAAUACCAUCAGGAAAAAGUUCAUCAAGUGCACUGUACUUACUAUUGCUCAUCGAUUAAAUACCAUUAUGGAUAGCGAUAAGGUCUUAGUUAUGGAUAAAGGUCGUAUGGCGGAAUACGAUCAUCCCCAUAUACUGUUACAAAAUAGUUACAGUCAAUUUACCUCGUUGGUAAAAGAAACCGACCGCGCUAUGUACGACCAAUUACUUAGGAUAGCGAAACAGUCUUACAUUGCCAAAUACGCAAAUUAAGCCCGGGUUCAAGUUUUCAAACCCCGUGGCUGAAACCCUGAAUCAGAAAUGAAAUUUCUAUCUCCGUGCCCGUAGAUUGACGACAACCAAUCUAACGAACAGAAUUUUCUACUGAUUCCAGUUUUAUAUCAAGUAUUAUCAAGUAUAACUUCUAAGCGGCAACGAUAUUAAAACAAUCAUAUUUUUCUAUCUUCCUAUUUUCAUAGACAUACACCUAAUCGUAAGUAUGUAUAGGUAUUUCGUAGUACUUUAAAUGGAAAUACUGCUGUGCAGUGUACUUGAAUUUUUAUUUUACACCAGAAGUAAGUAAAAGUCGUCUAUAUUUACAAUUUUCAAGAAUUUUCAAUAACUGGAACAUUUAGCUGUUGUACCUAUAAACAUUUACGACUUACAAGAUGCCAAAUAACAAUGUAUUAUAAGGAAGAUAUAGUAAGAUAAGUAGGUAAUAAUGAAUAUACAUUUACAAUAUGUAUAUUACAAUUGUAUUAUAUUACGUAAAUGGAUAAUGUACUAUAGUUUGAAUAACUAUAAUAUUUUAUAAUAUAUACAUAUGUACUUUAUACUGUGCUCGACGAACCUAUAUGUAUAUUUACCUAUUAUACCUAUUAUACCUAUUAUACCUAUUAUACCUAUUAUACUUAUUAUAUGUAAAACUUAAUUCGGUGUCCUUUCUUUCUUUCUUUCUUUCUUUCUUUUAUUCAAGUCUUAUUUUUGAAAAGUAAUAGUAACUUUUCAAAUCUAAAAACACUGAAUUAACUUGUACAUCUAAUACUUGUACCAAUAUGUCGUUACAAUAUUUGUCGAGUCGAAUGUAACUGCCAAAGUAUGUUGUAGAUACAUUGUGUUUGAAACAACGCGUUUAUCAUGUGGCCCCGAGUACAUUAAUUAUAAAUAAAAUUUUACUUUUAUAUA